AGUGGCCAAAUCAAUGAAGGUCCCUGUGUAUGAGACCCCAGCUGGAUGGAGAUUCUUCUCAAAUCUGAUGGACUCGGGACGGUGCUCCCUCUGUGGAGAAGAGAGCUUUGGCACUGGCUCUGAUCACCUCCGGGAAAAAGAUGGCCUCUGGGCAGUCUUGGUCUGGCUCUCCAUCAUCGCUGCCCGGAAGCAGAGUGUGGAGGAAAUCGUCCGAGAUCACUGGGCCAAGUUUGGCCGCCACUUCUAUUGCAGGUUUGACUAUGAGGGGCUGGAGCCCAAGACAACGUAUUAUAUCAUGAGGGACCUGGAGGCCCUGAUCACAGACAAGUCCUUCAUCGGCCAGCAGUUUGCUGUGGGGAGUCACGUCUACAGUGUGGCGAAGACAGACAGCUUUGAAUAUGUGGACCCUGUGGAUGGCACUGUGACCAAAAAACAGGGCCUGAGGAUCAUUUUCUCGGAUGCAGCCCGGCUCAUCUUCCGGCUCAGCUCCUCUAGCGGCGUGCGGGCCACCAUCAGACUGUAUGCAGAGAGCUACGAGAGGGACCCCAGCGGCCAUGAUCGGGAGCCACAGGUACGAAAGCAGAGCUCUUUUCUCAGCUUGUGUGUUUCAUCGCUUCUGGCAAAUGUCGAGCUCCUGGGGGCCUUGAGUGGGGUGAUUUUACCUCCUGGAAGUAAAAUUGAUAGCUUCAGCUGA
Galeopterus variegatus (Sunda flying lemur) is the source of this 694-nucleotide messenger RNA. RefSeq names its product phosphoglucomutase-like protein 5. NCBI's taxonomy places the organism in Eukaryota, Metazoa, Chordata, Mammalia, Dermoptera, Cynocephalidae. The annotation marks the transcript as partial. Gene Ontology annotation, biological process: myofibril assembly; striated muscle tissue development; carbohydrate metabolic process. Gene Ontology annotation, molecular function: phosphoglucomutase activity. Gene Ontology annotation, cellular component: sarcolemma; cytosol; adherens junction. The record is from RefSeq and is a predicted model, not a curated record. The transcript has 4 exons.